AUGCGUCGACACAUCCUGCAGUGCUAUCUCGCAGCAGUUAGCAUAGUCAUAUUCGGAUGCGCCCAUGCCAACCAUGACUUAAAGUUUAUCGCCAGCGACGGAGCCGGUCUCCCAGUCGCACUCGACUCCUUCAACGGUCUGGAACUUCGCGACAGCUUCGACGAGAACGGCGAAUCCAACGGCCUCGAUCUCGUCCGCCGAUACCCCAACAAUGCCAAAUCCCUCGGGAAUAACCGAUUCGAGUCCUCCACACUGAAUAUCGGCGAUGUAUUGUGGUACUACCUACCCAAGGACGUGGUGAACGGUCCCCACGCCGCCGCGGGGGUGGGACUCCCUGCGUACGUGUCCGACAACAACGACGAAACAAGCUCAAGCCAUGAAUCACUGAAACGACAUAUCGCCGAACGAGCGACAACAACGGUCUACCUGUCGUUGACGACUUGUAGCAAGCCACACACCAAUAAAACAGGUGCGCAUGGCGCAUUCCCCCAAUUGGAAGUUUACGUUUCGGACUCGAAUAAUUUGGAAGAGCCCGGACCGGGCAAAGAUGAUGACCUGCAGGUCAGACACACAGCAGUGGGAGGGUACCUCGGAAUCACGAAGGAAACAGACAGCGACGUGUUCAUCGGGGUCGCGGCGCCGAAUACCACAGACUACGCUGGUAGCUACACGUUCCAAAUCGCGGCCUCGAUCGACGAACACUUUCACAAGUGGGUGAACGAUACCAAUUUAUACUUCAUUGACGCGGACAAUUCGGCUGCGCUGCUCGUCACGAACAAUCUGACGGAGUCGGAGAGUAACUCUACAAAUUACGAGCAAUGGAUGAACAUGGUGCCGCCGUUUACGAUGUUCGCGCACAAUGUGAACAAUACCGCGCUUAAAGGCUUGGAACGGUCCUUCUGUGCCCUCGACAGCCUGUCGCAGGUCGGCCGGAUCAGCAACAUCACUGAAGUUGGUAUGACCAAGCGAGGCUUAGGCAACAAACCGAAAGAGCAAUUUUACAUAACGGGCUUGAACCGAAGCUCCUCCUACGAGGGCAUCCUCGCAAUGAUAGGAAAUUCCACUACAUCGGGCAACAGUAUUGUCGGCGGCGGUGGAUCUGUCUGGAACCCAAUGACAUUCGAAACGAAAGCAGAUGACAACUGCGCCGUCCUCUUCAAUCUAACAUUCUGCUCCGAGGUCGCCUACGCCGUGCCAUCAAACCCAAAUUUAAGUGUGGACAAGCUGCGUACAAUCUACGACAGUCACGCCUCGAAAUACUACAAGAACUUCAACUAUUCGUUGCAGCAAGUACAAUGCAAGACCGACGAGGAAUCAAUGUUCUCUUUGGCAGUCACCUGUGAAGAUUGCGAAAAUGCAUACAAACAAUGGCUAUGCGGCGUGACCAUCCCCCGAUGCGCAGAUUACUCUGCCACAGACUCCUUCCUCGCUGUGCGCAAUGCAGGACAAGAUUUCAUUAACGGCUCAUCGCUACCAAGUGAUAGUCCGUACAGAAAGUCCACCGCGACUAAUAACUCGCGCAAUGCCAUCAUCGAUGAACUCAUCAAACCGGGUCCGUAUAAGGAAAUUCUGCCCUGUCAAGAUAUUUGCCACACGCUGGUGAAGAAUUGUCCUACGAAGCUAGGCUUCUCCUGUCCCGAGGGCAGGUGGCUGAAUGCUUCGUAUGGAUAUCGGAAUUCUGGCGGAGACAUCACCUGCUCAUUCAUGGGUGCUGCAUAUGAUUUGAGCCUCGGGGUCCAGGUCGGUAUUGGAGCUUGGUGGGUUGUUUUGGUUGCGUUCUUGUUUGUUUGA
Molecule: messenger RNA, 1791 nt
Organism: Penicillium salamii
Lineage: Eukaryota; Fungi; Ascomycota; Eurotiomycetes; Eurotiales; Aspergillaceae
Source: the annotation of a GenBank genome assembly